Messenger RNA from Klebsormidium nitens, 2143 nucleotides. Lineage: Eukaryota; Viridiplantae; Streptophyta; Klebsormidiophyceae; Klebsormidiales; Klebsormidiaceae. The record is from the annotation of a GenBank genome assembly.
UAGGGUUUCUCCGGCCGCGCUUGCAUACAGCGCCAUGGUUGUGAGCAAGCUUUCGAAAUUCAGGCGCCAUGUAGCAGUUGAUGUGUCAGCAAACGCAAGACGGCGUGCAAAAGCAUUGCCUUUGAGACCCUUGUAUUGACAUCACUGUCAGCAUCUUGCGUGUUGCAUUAGUCGGGAUAUGGGGUUGUGACGAACUGUUGGAGCAAUUUUACAAAGCAGACAUACCCCGCUCCGGCAUUCUUCUUUCACGUAGGCAGAGUAAGCAUCCAAUUCAUCAUCGAUUAUUGGCUACAAUCUGCUUAUGUUUUCUGAAGCUUUCACCGAUUGCGUGUAUCUAGCGUGUCAGGGUUAGCACAAGAAGGAAUCUGGAGGUCUAAUUCAGCGUUUGCAAACGAAGUAGCCAGGAUGAAGCCCACGGCGAGUCGCCGUGUGGCUCCUGACAGCCGCAUCUUGAAGAUGCGGGAAUACGAGGACAGGCACAGGGCCUUGACUGAGGCCACUGUUGCUCAGCAACAGAUUAUGGCUACCGCAGAAUGGGAGAUGACUACAGACAGGAGGAUCAAAGCUCAAGUAAUUCAGGGCCGGUUUCAGCAUCUAAAGGAUAGGGAGGAGCAGAGACUGGAGGAGCGGAGGGAGAGGCUUGCAGAGAUGUUGAGAGCAGAGGAGGUUCAGUUUCAGCAGGAGCUGCGCAGCCUGGAGAUCCCCCCCGAGGAGCGGCGCGCGAUGCUGGAGGCGCGGGCCGUGGAGUUGCGCAACCGGCGCGAGGCCGAGCGCAAGCGGCUGGCGGACGAGCUGCUCUUCCAGCGUUGGCGCGAGGGUUGCGACGCCGUGCGCACACUCGACUCGAAGCACUUGACCAUGAGCGCCGUCAACGGCAGGCGCGCGCAGCUGGAGGAAAAGGAGAACCGGCUGCGGACCGAGGCGGAGGAGAAGCGCGCGGUGGAGGGCAUGAUGGAGCGCGAGCGGCUGAAGAAGGAGGCCAAGGUCGCCGAGGAGAAGCGCAAGCGUGCGCAGGUCGACGGCGAAGUCGUCAAGCUGCUGGACGAACAGAUGGAGCAGCUGCGCAUUCUGCAGGAGGAGACGGCGCAGAUGACGGCGCGUGAGGUGGCGGAGAUGAAGGCGCGGUGGGCGGCCGAAGACGCGGAGCACCGCGCGAGAGAGGAGGCGCUGCGCGAGCGGCAGCGCGAGGUGGGGCGCGAGCUGCUCACAUUCAACGAGCAGAAGAAGGUGGAGCGGCAGGCCAAGGAGGACCAAGAGCGGCGGUACGACCACGAAAUGAUCGAACAGACUCUUCGUAGAGAGCGGGAAGAGGAGCAGCGGGAACGCGAGGCGCGGGACAGGGCCAAGGAGGAGGAGCGGAUAUACAGGCAACACCUCGCGGCACUGAUGCAGCGCGAGCAGGUGGACGAGGCGGAGAAGGACGCAAUGAUCAAGGCGGCGGAGGACGCGGCGUGGGCCAAGCGGGAGGCCACGUGGCGGCGCGACAGGGUGGCACGUGCCCGCCUCAUGGAGCAGGUCGCGCAGGAGCGGGCGCAGCAGCUGGCGGAGAAAGAGGAAACGCGCGCGCGCAUGGAGGCCGAGAAGGAGGUGGAGCGGCUGCGCUUCAUGGAGGAGCUCGCGCAGAUCCGCGCGGAGGAGGAGGGGAAAGUGCGGGACAAGAAGAGGGCUCAAGAAGCUCAGCGCGGAGAGAUUGACCGGCAGCUCCGAAUGAAGCACGCGCUGCAGGAGACGAAAGCGGACCGGGUGCGGAAAGAGGUGGAAGAAGCCAAAGCGCAAGACCAAGUCUUCCAGACGAUGGUCUCGAAAGCUACGUCCGUCCCGCUGCAAAAGAAGUACCAUGGUCGGAGAAAAUUUGACUGGUACAGCUGAGCGGUGUACUGUCUAGCACGUGGCGAGUAUUAUAAAUUAGUAAGCUUGUGAACAUUCUAAUUCUCUCUGUGUAUACCUUCUAUAUCCACGGUGGAUUCACCUAUCAUGACCACGGGAUGCAGGCGCUCUGAAAUCUCUCUCGUAUAUGCAAUCCGGAUACUCAGGUUGACGUGUCCGGCCUGAUAAGAUCGACUUACAUCUUCAAGCCCCUCGCAGAAUCUCUACGAGCCAGAACAGAUAACUGUAGGGCUAUAAUCGAAUGUCCAAUCACCGC